Messenger RNA from Iphiclides podalirius (scarce swallowtail), 1266 nucleotides. The record is from the annotation of a GenBank genome assembly. Lineage: Eukaryota; Metazoa; Arthropoda; Insecta; Lepidoptera; Papilionidae.
AUGCCCCACGCGGCGCCAGCCACCGUCAUGUCGGCCCCGCCGCGCCACCCUCACUUCUACACCGUGGAGGUCGGCGACACGCGUUUCACCAUCCUCAAGCGCUAUCAGAACCUCAAGCCGAUCGGAUCCGGCGCCCAGGGCAUUGUGUGUUUUGGUGACACAGUGUUCACAAUACCGACGCGGUACACAGAGCUAGUGCGGCGCGGCGCCGGCGCCCAGGGCAUGGUGUGUGCCGCGUACGACACGGUGACGCAACAGAACGUCGCGAUCAAGAAGCUGUCGCGGCCCUUUCAGAACGUGACGCACGCGAAACGCGCCUACAGGGAGUUCAAGCUCAUGAAGCUCGUCAACCAUAAGAAUAUCAUCGGUCUCCUCAACGCCUUCACACCGCAACGGAGCCUCGAGGAGUUCCAAGACGUGUACCUGGUGAUGGAGCUGAUGGACGCGAAUCUAUGCCAAGUGAUCCAAAUGGACCUGGACCACGAGAGGAUGAGCUAUCUCCUGUAUCAGAUGCUGUGCGGUAUAAAGCAUUUGCAUCUCGCCGGGAUCAUUCACCGGGAUCUGAAGCCAUCAAAUAUUGUGGUGAAGAGCGAUUGCACUCUGAAGAUCCUGGACUUUGGUUUGGCCCGCACGGCCGGCACAACCUUCAUGAUGACACCAUACGUCGUCACCAGAUACUACCGCGCUCCGGAGGUGAUUCUGGGCAUGGGUUACACAGAGAACGUGGACAUUUGGUCCGUGGGCUGCAUCAUGGGCGAGAUGAUACGCGGGGGCGUUCUCUUCCCAGGGACCGAUCACAUUGAUCAAUGGAACAAGAUUAUAGAGCAACUGGGCACCCCCUCGGCGGCGUUCAUGUCCCGCCUGCAGCCCACCGUGCGCAACUACGUGGAGAACCGGCCGCGCUACGCCGGCUACAGCUUCGAGCGCCUCUUCCCCGACAUCCUGUUUCCGAGCGACAGCAACGAGCACAACAGGCUCAAGGCCUCGCAGGCGCGCGACCUGCUGUCCCGCAUGCUGGUCAUCGACCCCGAGCGGCGCAUCUCCGUGGACGAGGCGCUGCUGCACCCCUACAUCAACGUGUGGUACGACGAGGGCGAGGUCAACGCGCCCGCGCCCGCGUCGUACGACCACUCGGUGGACGAGCGCGAGCACACGGUGGAGCAGUGGAAGCAGCUCAUCUACCAGGAGGUGGUGGAGUACGCGGCGCCGCCGCCCGCGCCCGCCCACCCGCCGCCGCCCGACCACGCGCAACCGGCGCUCACCACA